Messenger RNA from Ixodes scapularis (black-legged tick), 3564 nucleotides. Its product is annotated as RNA-directed DNA polymerase from mobile element jockey. Gene Ontology annotation, molecular function: catalytic activity. The transcript has 3 exons. The record is from RefSeq and is a predicted model, not a curated record. Lineage: Eukaryota; Metazoa; Arthropoda; Arachnida; Ixodida; Ixodidae. Bases 1 to 3564 code for a protein of 1187 amino acids.
AUGACGAACGGUCACGUUUUGAAGUGCGUGCGCUUGUUUAUGCUUUGGUUUGCGCUCUCAACGCUUAGGUACUCUUCGCCUGCGGCGCUCUUUCCACGCAAACACCUCGCGACGCAACAUGACCAUCGUCAAGCAUAUUUCGAUCGUCUGGAGUGGAGCACAGCGGCGGCACUCACUCGCGGAUUUGCUAAGCCUACCCGCUUCGGCCCGAACCCGUCACCGGCGAAAAACCGGACGUACUGCCGCCCGACCUCCGUCCUUCAACCUCAUGUGUGCUUGAUUCUGCUCUGUGCUGGCGAUGUACCGCUCAACCCGGGACCGUGUCCUACUUGUCCUCGCUGCUGCAAGCCGCUCUACGACAGCGUGGUGGCGUUACAAUGCGACGGGUGCAACAUCUGGGUCCACAGGAAAUGUGAGCAGCUCUCAUUGCCUACCUAUCGGCGUCUGUCGAACUGCACAGAACCAUGGUACUGUGGCGUGUGCCAGCUGCCAUCGUUCGACGACAGCCUUUUCGAAGCGCCGAAGCAGCCUGCACUAACGACGAUCGCAUCACCUACCACAGCCGGGGAUAGACCAACGGCUCCCGGUACCACGGAAACAAGGAAAACAACCUCCUUCUGGUUCUCCAACCUCAGGUCCGUGAAGAACAAAAUGCUGGAGUUCCGGGUGCUCACUGAGUCCCGCCCCAACACCAUAUUCGCCUUGUGUGAGACUUGGCUGGACAACUCCAUUUACGACAGCCAGCUCGUCGACCUGACACGGUUUAAAGUCUACAGGAAAGAUCGUAACAGGUCUGGUGGUGGAGUUCUCGUCGCCAUACCGUCGUCAAUCACAUGCACUAGAAGACACGACCUAGACCGGAACGACCUCGAGGCCAUUUUUGUGGACCUUCAUUCAAAACGGGGCCUUCUACAUCUCUGUGUUGCGUACUGUCCCCCCAGCAAGAAAACAGAAAGCUACGAUUUGUUACAGUCGUCGCUGUCCUCCGUUACCCUCUCAAAGAAGAAGUACUCCAACGUGCUAGUUGUCGGAGACUUCAAUGCGCACAUUAAUUGGUCAGACUUAAGCUCUCCCAAGCCCACAGGACCAUCUGACACUGUCCUCCUCGACCACAUAGAAACACUCGGACUUACCCAAGUAUGCAGCGAGCCAACUUACGUCACCACCAAUAACCACGUUUCUUUCCUCGACCUCAUGUUCGUCUCUAACCCCACACUCGUCUCAAAUUGUUUCACAGAACCCAGCCUCACGGGCUCUGACCACAAAGCAUUGACUGCGACCACAUACCAUCAUUUGCCUAAAUCCGGUCCUCAUGCCAGACGCCUCCAUAACUUUGCAAGAUUGGACACCAACCACCCGAAUUCGCUUAUACACCUCGCCCCUUGGGGCAUGGUGCUCCAAGACAACCAUGAAGACCCAUAUGACAUAUGGCUCGACUUUAUGCACGCCAUCGAAGCUGAAUGCGUCCCCUCCAGAAAAAGCCGAAACAAACCCCGAGCGCCUUGGAUAACAAAGGAGAUACUGCUCCAAGCCCGACGGAAGCGUCAGCUGUUCGCACAAGCAAAGCGAAACAGCUGUCCCUUUACACUUGAGGCAGCCCGCACCCUCCAGAGAAACCUGAAAAAACAGAUAAGAAAGUCUCACCAAGAUUAUGCUUUGGACAUGGCACAACGGGGUGUAAGGGAUCCAAAGAUAUUUUGGGCCUAUGUAAGGCGUAACAAACAGAACACGUCUGCUCUAAACAUAUGCCAGGACGGCAAGGCUCUGAGUGACUUGGAGACUGCGGAACUUUUUAGCAAGCACUUCGCCGCAGCAUGGACACCACCCUGCAGCCUCUCAUCACAACCAGAAACUUGCCCAUCAUCAUCGCAGUCGGCCUCCUCGCCCCGCUUAGCUAGUAUCCUUAUCAACGAGGAUGAUGUCAAGGAGGCUCUCACCCGACUGAGUCCUUCACAGUCGCUUGGUCCUGACGGCAUCCACCCUGCGCUCCUUAAAGCAUCUGGUCAACAACUAGCCCCAUUACUGGCCCGACUGUUCCAGCAGCUCUUGGACACUGGGUGCGUCCCCGCCCCAUGGAAGCAGGCUUAUGUCACUCCCAUCUACAAAGGGAAUGGAUCCCCAGCAGACAAGCCAGAAUCCUACAGACCAAUCUCAACAACAUCAGUCGUCUGCCGUACCAUGGAGCGUGUGUUAAACUCUGCCCUACACAGAUACUUAAACGCCCACACUCUUCUGUCUCCAGCGCAGCAUGGCUUUCGCCCUAAUCGAAGCUGUGAAACUGCCCUGCUCACUCCUGUUCACCAGAUCAGUGACAGCCUGGACAACUCCACGCCAUGCGAACUGGUACAGCUCGAUUUUACCAAAGCGUUUGAUAAAGUAGACCACCAGCUCCUGAUAACCAAACUGGAAAGCACCGGUAUCGAGGGUCCCCUCCUUCGCUGGCUAUCUAACUUCAUCCUGCAGAGACAACAAAGUGUUAUAGACUCCGCCACCAUCAUGUACGCUGAUGAUCUCACCCUCCUUCAACCGAUUCAAUCCCAGGAAGACUAUAAACAACUGCAACAAGAUCUUGAUCACAUCCAAGCCUGGACGAUCAGAAACAAAUUACCCCUGAGUGCAUCAAAAUCUGCUACAAUUCACUUCACCACAAAAAGGAAAGCACAGAAUCCACCAGUAAUUUUAACUGUUAAUGGAACUCCAUUGGAACAAAAGGAGAACAUAACCCUGCUGGACGACCUUACACUUAUUCAACCCCUGAGAACCACCGAUGCCUACAGUGGGCUCCAGUACACCCUAGAUCUCUGCCACCGCUGGUCGCAAGUUAACGGCCUACCCCUCAACUGUGCCAAAAGUGUGUGCAUGACCAUCUCCCACUCAGUGAGGUCACAAUCUGCACCACCAGUCCUCACGUUAGGCGGCUCCCCCAUACCUCGUGUGUCCCACACCAAAUUGCUCGGCGUCACCCUUGACGACAAAUUGGAUUUCCACCGCCACAUCUGCGAUGUAGCGUCCAAAGCCAGGCGGACACUGGGCUUCGUUACCCAUCUCUCUCGCGACCUUCCACUAGAGGCAUUCAGAAACCUCUACACUGCCCUCGUCUUGCCCCAGCUGGAGUUUUGCUGUGCCAUCUGGGGCCCACUGCAGCAGUCACGUCAAAAUGCCCUAGCAAGCAUUCAAAGAAGGGCUGCUUUUACGUUCUACCGCCGCAGUACCCCCGGAAGUAGCCUCCUCAGUUACCGUGAUGUUAGCACCGACUCUCUCCUCCGCAACGCUAACUGGCGGUUGCUACAACAUCGAAGAGACGUUGCCUCCAUCCGGCUGUUUCGUCGUGUUAUGAGUGCGGACGACAUGGACUGCCCCAAUAUACCACGUCUCAACAGGCGUAGCGGUCGUCUGCAGCCGGUGCUGGCGCGCACUCUCCGCCACAGGAGAACAUGUCUCCUACGAGCCGCUGAACUCUGGUUGGCCCUACCCCCGGAGCUGACCGCAGUGAUCCCUAAGGACAGGGACUCUAUAAAAGAACUUUGUCAAUUGAUAUCCUGGCAAGAUGGCUGGCACCUGUGA